AUGGCUGACACUCCUCAACCUGCUACUCCCAACCUCACCAAUCUCAUCUCAUCGUACUCUAUUCUGACAACACUCUCAUCAUGGAUCUCGACCCUCGACCUGUAUCAUCUCGCUCUCACUAAUCGCUCCCACAAUUCAUUCAUCUUAGCCUCGCCACAAAUCUUCAAAGUCCUCACUCGUCAAUCUCUCUGUGAUGGACGGGGACUAGCUGACCGGCAAGAAUUCCGCGGCCUGUAUAGAAUCUACGACUUCGACAAGGGGAGCGGAUUAAUUCGACGCGAUGAACCGGUUGAGGUUCGUCUCUACAACCUCAAGUGCGACGAAGCCGGUGCCCUUCCCUGCGUCAAGUGCGGCAUCAACGUCUGCGAGGAAUGCAGGUACUAUCCUCGGACCUCACCUCCAGGGAAAGGCAGAGACCCCAAAAGAAGGCCUCACCUCAACGCGUCGUUUCAAAUUGGAGCCGUCAUGUGCCUAUGCCCUCCUUGCGAUGCUGCCAUGGAGGAGGAGGUCCAAGGCAAAUUCCUCAAUGAGCUCUGCGACUGUGACGCCCUGAGAUACUGGAUAUGCUCUAAAUGUAGGCAAGAGGUGGACGAUUUCACAGGAGAUUACCGGGGAGAGCAUACCGCGCUAGAAGGAGAAAUUGAAGGUUUUGGUCCACUACCAACUAAGCAUAUCGAUGAUGCGGGUUGGAUAAGGGCGGCGUGGUGCAUGUGUGGUGCAAGUGUUCCUCGGCAUACACGGAUUAGAUGCACUUGGUGCAAGAGACGUCAUCUGCCAGAGUCGGAGUGGUUUAAGGAGUUCAAAAGACUAGGGUCUAAGAUGCCUUGGUUUGAUGAUGACCCCGACUAUCCGCACUGGCGGACUGACGAUCAUGGCAAAUAUCCGGUGCCAUAUCCAAGGCUGGGCUAUAAAUGA
Fusarium keratoplasticum is the source of this 915-nucleotide messenger RNA. RefSeq lists its product as uncharacterized. Bases 1 to 915 code for a protein of 304 amino acids. The transcript has 3 exons. Lineage: Eukaryota; Fungi; Ascomycota; Sordariomycetes; Hypocreales; Nectriaceae. The record is from RefSeq and is a predicted model, not a curated record.